Molecule: messenger RNA, 492 nt
Organism: Pestalotiopsis fici W106-1
Lineage: Eukaryota; Fungi; Ascomycota; Sordariomycetes; Amphisphaeriales; Sporocadaceae
Exons: 1
Coding region: 1-492 (163 amino acids)
Source: RefSeq, a predicted model, not a curated record
AUGGACACUCAAACUCUUGGGACUGAGAGACUGACGACAGAGGUCUAUUUAACGACCCUGUCGUCGGCUGAGGCGGACCAGCGAGGUCGCAAACGACGCCGAAGCCCCGCACCCUUCUUGACAGUCACCACAAGACAAGUGCCCUCGGGCGAGUCUACGACAUUUCGAGGCCGUUCCCGAUUCCGGUCGACGUCUCGCCUGGACGGCUCGAGGAACGUGUCGCGCAUGAGGGAUGCAUCAUUGUCGCCCACGCGACGCAAGAUUCUGCGCAUGGCACGGCUGAUUGCCCGGCACAGGAGCCAGAGCCCUUCAAGAUCUCGGUCACCUCAUUCACAAGAGCUCCCCAAAAGAAGACGACAGAGAACACGAAGCCGCGGCCGAGAGCACCACCCUCAUGAGCACGCUGCCGUAGCCGAGCACUGCUCCGGCCUUCGGCACGAAAUUGUUAUCAAGACAGAGGCCGUGGCUGACAAGCAAAACGGCCUAGGUUGA